UCUUGUAUUGAGUGGUAUGGCGGCCCGGGGCACCUCAGUGUCUCUGUGACUGUGGUCGCGGGUGGAUGUGUUGCUGGAGUCCUCCUGCUGCCCCUGUCGCCUGCUCCAGCUAUAGUCCCAUAUCCUAAGCCUGCAAAUAUAUAGCGUCUGAAGUGGAGAUGAGAGAAGCUGGCCAGUAAGGCACCGUCUAGGGCCACCAGCUGCGGCCAUCUUCUUCAGGGCCACCACCUGCUUCCAGGCAAAUUCCAGCUAUCCAGGGAACCUGUCGAUACAGAGGAAGCCAUCUUCUCUAAGGCCACCACCUGCUGCCAUCUUCUCUAGGGCCACCACCUGCUGCCAUCUUCUCUAGGGCCACCACCUGCUGCCAUCUUCUCUAAGGCCACCACCUGCUGCCAUCUUCUCUAAGGCCACCACCUGCUGCCAUCUUCUCUAGGGCCACCAGCUGCGGGUCAGCCAUCGCUGCCUCCGGCACACUGCCCUGUGACCUGUGUGGGCUGGGGGAGACCCCAACACCUCACACCUCACGGAGAUGACCAUCAUGAGAGAGGAGGAUCUGGAGGUCGCCAUUAAGGUGGUGAUUGUCGGGAACGGAGCGGUGGGGAAGUCUUCUAUGAUCCAGCGCUACUGUAAGGGUACCUUCACCAAGGACUACAAGAAGACCAUCGGGGUGGACUUCCUCGAACGCCAGUUAUCGUUGAGUGGGGAGGAGGUGCGCCUUAUGCUGUGGGACACAGCGGGUCAGGAGGAGUUCGACGCUAUCACCAAGGCUUACUACAGAGGAGCGCAGGCCUGCGUGGUGGCCUUCUCCACCACAGACCGCGACUCCUUCACCGCCGUCAGAAAGUGGAAGAAAAAGGUUGAGGACGAGUGUGGCAGCAUACCCAUGGUGCUGGUGCAGAACAAGAUUGACCUCAUCGACCAGGCCACUGUCAAGCCGGACGAGGUAGAGUCACUUGCACGCGAGCUGCGUGUGCGGCUAUACAGAACGUCUGUAAAAGAGGACCUCAAUGUUGACCAAGUCUUCAACUUCCUGGUGGAGCGAUACAUGGCUCUCAUCAAUACUUCAGAUGAAACACAUACCCCAAAAAGUGUAGGAGAAAAUAUCUUUGGCAAUCCUGGUAAGCUGAAGAAAGGAGAUACAAUUACAUUGGGCGGAAAGAAAAAAUCCAGCAAGAAACAGCUUAUUAAAAGUGCAUGUAAGGUUAUAUAGAACUAGAACAAUAGCCAAGAUCUCAUGAGGUAAAUAUUUACCAAGUUGUAUAGUCACCAGUGUGGCAAGACCACAUGAGGUCAUUGUAUGCAAGCUUAUCUAGACUAAGAAUAAAAUCGAGGUCAUAUAAGGUCAGUAUAAAGUAAGGUUGUAAAAUAUAGAUCACUUGAUUAAGCCGAGUACAAAGUGCUGGCAAUGAAGUAGAACAACAACACCAAGUUGGUAUUUGACUUUAUUGGAGUGUUCACUUCUGCCCUGCGGGUCACCACUAUGUGCAGCUUAGAAUAUUUGAAAAAAAAAUCAUAAUUUUUUGUAAGUUUCUAAUUUGAAUACGAUUUUAAAAUUGGGAUAAAAAUGAAAGAAGUCUAUAUACUCCUUGGGUGUACAGAAUUUCAAAUUAAUUAAAUUUUGACACUAAUUUCAGUUCAUAAAGUUUGGAGUGUUACACCUCAUCAAUUAAAUAUUUUCUUUUCUUGUAGAAUUCACACAACACAAUAAAUAUCUGUGAAUAAAGAAAAAUUCCAAAAAUAGUUUCAAACUUAUUACAUAUUUCACAUAAAUAUUUUUUUUAGCACAAUGGUCCACAUGCUCCACAACUCUUAUAAAUUAAUUUAUAUGUAUAUUAAUAAGGGUCAUAAUUUUUAUAAUAGACAGAAAGAUGUGAAAUCUUGCCUCAGUAGUUAUGUAAUUUAUAAACAAAAAAUUCCAUAAAUUUCUAUAGUGAAAAAUAUAAUAUGAUGAAAAAUGUCAUUUAAAGAUUAAUGAAGAUAUGUUCACACUUACAGAUAAAACGUAAGCUUUAAUAAGGUCUGCUGUCAACUUGGUGUUUUUGCAAAUAAAAAACAAAGUUAAUUAUGGCAAGACUUUAUCUCAAAGUCUGAGAUAUAUACAAGGUUACUGUCAACUACUGUUUACAGCAUUGUUUACUCCUGUGUUUAGGAAAGGUCACUAAAAAGUCAAUAUAUAUAUAUAUAUUAGUCAAAAGUGAAGGAAUGACAUUAGAGGUCAGCCCAUAUGUAAACCUAUCUCUUAUUUUUUUUUUUGUCUCUUAAUGUCAUAUUCCCUCUGAAUGGGCACCUUCCCAGAGUAAAAGUCCUCUGGAGUGAAUGGCCUGGUGUAGUCUCCUCGGCCCACUUUCAGUUAUUUAAAGAUUUCCUAAGUGGCACUUGACAAAAAUGCUGAACGUAAUAGCUGGCAAUUACCUAAAUGAAACAAUUGUCAAUUUAUUUCACUGAGCUACAAUGCGAGGAAGGACUGAAGGUUUUAAAUUACCUAAUUACAUCAUUGUCUUAUUGUCUUUCAAUGGGUAGAAUUAGUAAAUGUAAAGUUAUAAGCUCUUGUAUGUUUCUUGAUCACAUCCUACUCAAUUCCAUGCCACAGAAAGACAGCUAAUAAUACUUAUCACUUCAAGGCAAACACAAUUGUUGAUUCGUCUGUAAUUAUGGGAAAGUAAUAAUUUUUUCCAUAAUCUUAUUAAUUGGUAAAGUGGAUGAGAACUCUGCCAUCUUAAUUGAAUUUAAUUCAAUAUCCUUAUUCAUUGAUGCACUGGAUUUGUUUUCAAUGUGAACUUUCAACUGUUUAUUUUAAAGUUAGAGUGCAAAUUUAAAUAUUAAUUUGUAACAGGAAACAUUCUUAUAUGGAGGGAAGAUUUCAAUGUUUAUCACUGGUAAAUGUAUUAAAUACAUUACUCUAAAUACAACCUCAACUUGCUUUACUGUGAACAUUUACUUCUUAAGGAAGUAAAUUUCAAUAUAAUUAUUAUUUUUUUUAAUUGCAAUGAUAUGUGAACUCUUCUUCAACACUAGUAUUUUAUGAUUACAUCUAUGUACAGUACAGUAUAUGUUAGGAAAACGAAUACUGUGAUUCAAAUAAUGCUGAUCUAUCAACAUCAUUUAUAUAAUGUUGAUAGAUCUCUGCUAAAUUGAAUGUUGGGACUGUUUUGACAAUCAGUGUAUAAAGUCAAAUUUGAUACACAGCACUAAGACAUACAUUAUGGAGGUGAUGUGACUGACUGGCCUAUCAUAGUAUACCAGGACUGUCUAUGUUGACCAGACCACACACUAGAAGGUGAAGGGAUGACCACAUUUCAGUCCGUCCUGGACCAUUCUCAAGUCGAUUGAACUGUCUAAUCACUAUAUUAGGACCUAUUAUGAGCAGCCCGUCCUCCUAAGGUUUCCCAAUGUCAAGUUUCAAGAACUUGAAGU
Molecule: messenger RNA, 3414 nt
Organism: Procambarus clarkii (red swamp crayfish)
Lineage: Eukaryota; Metazoa; Arthropoda; Malacostraca; Decapoda; Cambaridae
Gene: Rab23
Product: RAS oncogene family member Rab23
Biological process (GO): vesicle-mediated transport
Molecular function (GO): GTPase activity; GTP binding
Source: RefSeq, a predicted model, not a curated record